Ictalurus punctatus (channel catfish) is the source of this 4968-nucleotide messenger RNA. RefSeq names its product macrophage stimulating 1 receptor a (gene mst1ra). The coding region runs from base 478 to 4563 and encodes 1361 amino acids. The record is from RefSeq and is a predicted model, not a curated record. Gene Ontology annotation, biological process: cell migration; cell surface receptor protein tyrosine kinase signaling pathway; multicellular organism development. The transcript has 21 exons. NCBI's taxonomy places the organism in Eukaryota, Metazoa, Chordata, Actinopteri, Siluriformes, Ictaluridae. Gene Ontology annotation, cellular component: signaling receptor complex; membrane. Gene Ontology annotation, molecular function: ATP binding; protein binding; transmembrane receptor protein tyrosine kinase activity.
CACACACCAUUCCUCUAGGAAUAACUUGAUUGCACUGGAAGCCGCAGGACAGCCUGUAUGUAAUAAUAAAGCUCCGAUUUGAGAAUAAACGCGUGUGCUGUAGUCUGGGACAUGUCAGGAGGUGAAGAAGAUUACGCAAUCUCUGUCUUACUUCCUCAUGAAGCUCGGUCAAGGCGUGGACCAGUCAAUGAGUUGUGAGUAUCCGUCUAAAAACGAGUGAAGAAACGUUUUACCGUUGACUACUGCCGGUUUGUGGAGUUUGUAACUUUGUUGGAGAACUAAACUGACUGAUACACUUCAAAUGGAAUAUUACUGAAAUUGGCACGUGAACGACGUGAAAGCGGAGGGUGUCCUAACACACAGAGCGAGGUUUUGUUAUACUGUAGGUGCUAUACAGAUCCUGAUGAUGAUCAAGAGGUUUUGAGGAACAGUGACAGUCAUUUUCCUUAGGCUGCACAAAGGACAGCAGACUCAAAGAUGCUAUUCGGGGCUUGGGCAUUCUUAGCAUGUGUCUGGCUCCAGAUUCAUGUGAUCUUGAAUGCUGAAACCUGUCCUGUAGACCAACGAAAGGCUGUUGAUUUUACUGUUCCAUAUCCCUCGCGUCAUUUCCAAACUUUGAAACCCAUCCAGAACAUAGUGGUGAACAAAGAAUUGUCUGAGAUAUAUAUAGCCUCACAGAACGUGAUCGAGGCCCUGAACAACAGUUUUGAGAAGAUAUGGGAGUUACACACUGGUCCUGUUGGCAGUCCAGAUUGUCAGACCUGCCACUGUGUUAGUACGGCUGAUCCAAAUGCGUCAGUGGACACAGAUAAUCAAAUUCUACUUCUGGACCCUAAACCUUUUUUGCCGUUCCUGUACAUAUGUGGGAGCAAUCAGUACGGGAGCUGUACUUUUGUUGAAGUUGACACCGACGUAAAACCAUCUGAAGUCAAAUGUCUUUUCAAUGAAGAGAGUAACUCACCCACAAACUGUCACGAUUGCAUUGCUAGUCCUCUAGGCACGAAAGCCAGCAUUGUAGAAGAAGGCCAGACAUCUUUUUUCUUUGUGGCUGCCACCAUCAACAGCACGAUUGCAAAAGAUUACGACAGACGUUCUAUCUCAAUACGACGUCUUCUUGCCACAGAAGAUGGAUUUGAUUCCAAUGUCAAGGCCCUUACAGUGCUUCCUAUGUUCCAGGAUCCCUACCCUAUUGAAUAUAUUUAUACAUUCUCCACACAGCAAUACACCUACUUCUUGUCUGUCCAGAGAGAGAACCCCUUAAACAAAUCUUCUGAUCUCCAGACUCAUCUCGGACGGCUGCCAAAUGGCGAUAGCGAAGCAUGGAUGUAUCGAGAGGUCAUCUUAGAGUGCCAGUUCAGGCCCAAACGGAAGAAGAGGAGCUCUGAGAACGUUUUGUACAAUGUAGCCCAAGCAGCCCAUUUCAGCAUAGCAGAGAAGGACCUGGCAAAAGAACUAGGCAUGAUCAAUGAGAAAGAGAAUAGUGUCUUGUACAUAGUAUUUACUGUUACCGAUAAAAAGGGAAAUCCUAUUAGAAGGUCUGGCCUUUGCGCAUUUCCCAUAGUGAAUGUAAACCAAGCCAUCAAAAAUGGUUUGGAUGCAUGCUGCAACAGUGGACAUGGACGAAUCUCCCGGGGCUUGUCUCACUUUCAGCCAAGCGCUAGCUGUCCUGAGCGAGGAAACCGACAAGAAUGUGAAGCUAUGCCCACCAUGGUGGCUACUCCUCACUCUAGAGCAGACUUCUUCAGUGGGCAGAUAGCAGACCUGCUCACCUCCAUUUUGGUUACCACUAUUGGUGAUGACACUAUAGCACAUAUUGGCACUGAACGUGGAAGACUACUACAGGUCAUCCUGACAUUGUCAAGCCCUAUCGUGUUUGCCAACUACUCUCUUGUGGAAGAGCCAGAGAGAGUGUCACGCAUUGCUGCCGUGCAGUCUGAGGAGUCUUUGCUCUUCGUGGUUGGAAACAAGAUGGUGACUGUGUCUCCUAAAGGACCAGGAUGCACACAUCUGCUGACUUGUUCCAAGUGUAUGCAGGCCCCUCGCUUUAUGGGCUGUGGAUGGUGUGACGGGGUCUGCUCGAAAAUGACUGAGUGCCGGGGUCAGUGGAGUAAUAACACCUGCCCUCCAUUUAUCACCAAGUUUUUUCCAGACACGGCACCACCUGAUGGUGAAACAGAGAUUACGUUGUGUGGCUACGAUUUACAGUCUCCCAUGAAACCUGCCAUCACUACAUCUACUCACCAAGUCACUGUGGGACAGACCAGCUGCAUCGUAAUUCCAGAAAAGAGUAAAAGCACCCAGGUGGUAUGCAGGAUCCUUCCUCAGUCCUCAGAUGUAACGCAAAAUGUGGACAUUAACAUUAAUGUGAAUGAGGAGAGAAUGGAGCGUGGUUACUUCAUCACUGGACAGGCACGCGUGCAAGGAUUCAGUUUUGUGACACCAGUCGUCACCGAUAUCAGUCCCAACUUUGGGCCCAAGAUUGGAGGCACCAGGAUUACACUGUUAGGGAAACAUCUGGAUGCUGGACAAACAAGAACAGUCUUUAUGGGGGACAAGAGCUGCCCUGUUGAAAGCUCAUCCAACAAUGGGACCUGGUCCUCUGUAGUGUUCGUGUCUGAGGGAGUGGAUGAUCUGACAGAGGUGAACGUGAAACUUCUAAUUGACAAAUCAGUUAUAUCUGCAACCAAACAAUUCAGCUACAGGGAGAAUCCUAAGGUGAAAGAGCUGAAGCCUAACUGCAGCUUCAGCAGAGGUUCCAAAAUCAUCAUACUGGGGGAAAAUCUGGACACCGCAUCCCAGACUACAAUUUAUUACAAACCCAAUAACUCGAAUCCUGUCCAAAGUGUGUGUGUGGGUCCUGUGAGCCCAACGCAGAUGGAGUGUGUGAGUCCAGCAUGUGAGGAUUCAAGUGGUGUCCUCUCAGUGGACAUGGAUGGAGCUAAAAAUCUUAUUUCACUGCCUUUUUUCUGCUACCCCAAUGGCAAGCCUAUCCCCUUUGAACAUGAUGACAACGUGCUUCAUCUUGAACCUGGGACGGACAGAGUCUCACUGCAUCACGAGAGACUGUAUAGGGUGAGCCAUUGCAUGGACAUCAUCAUGACAAUAAACGGCAUGAACUGCAAUGCUCAUGUUCGGGAAAAUGAAAUCUUCUGCAGAAUCCCUAAAAAUAUUCAGAUCCCCAAAGAGGGGGCACCGGUCAGGGUGUCAGUGAACGGGGAGAUAUAUGAAGUUGGCCGGGUGAUAUAUUCCAGCAGCAACCACCUUGUUGGCAUCGUGUUGGGUAUUCUUGCAGCACUGGUAGUAGGGGCUGCUUUAGCAUUCUUAGUAAUGACCCAUCUGCGCAAGAGGAAGAAAGCUAUGCAGGCAGAGCAGCGGUUGUCAAGGUAUUCCUCUCGCAUUGGGGAAAUUUCACCUGAGGGAGACUACAGACGCGAGUUCUCCUUUGGUACCUUGCGUGGAUCGGGCAUGGCAUUCAACGGGUUGGUGUAUGCCAGUGGUGUAGACCCUGCUGCUAUUCCUCUGGUGUCAACUCAGACCAUAUCCCUGUCAGCCCUGCGGCCUGAGCUGCUGGAGGAGGUAAAGGAUGUGCUGAUCUCUCCUGAGCAGCUGAGUAUUCAGCAGGAUGACAUCAUUGGCAAAGGUCAUUUUGGAACGGUUUAUCAUGGCCACCUUAAAGAUAACGAGAACCAUGAAAUUCACUGUGCAGUGAAGUCAUUAAACAGGAUUACAGAUGUGGAGGAGGUGGAGCUCUUCUUGAAAGAGGGCAUCCUUAUGAAAGCCUUUCACCACCCUCAUGUUCUCUCAUUGCUCGGAAUCCUGUUACCUGCUGAUGGCCUUCCUCUUGUGGUCCUGCCAUACAUGAAACACGGAGACCUCCGGCACUUUAUCCGCUCUAAAGAAAGGAGUCCUACAGUGAAGGACCUGAUUGGUUUUGGGCUUCAGGUUGCUAAGGGAAUGGAGUAUUUAGCACAGAAGAAGUUUGUGCACAGAGACCUGGCAGCGCGCAACUGCAUGCUAGAUGAGACGUUUACAGUCAAGGUGGCUGACUUUGGCAUGGCACGGGACAUCUUAGAUAAAGAGUAUUACAGCAUUCAAGACCACAAAAGAGCCAAACUACCUAUCAAAUGGAUGGCCAUUGAGAGUUUACAGACUCAAAAAUUUACCACCAAAUCUGAUGUAUGGUCAUUUGGUGUGUUAAUGUGGGAGAUGCUGACCAGAGGAGCAAGUCCAUAUCCUGACGUUGACCCAUAUGAUAUGACACCUUAUCUAUUACAAGGACGGCGACUGCCACAGCCUCAGUACUGCCUCGACUCCCUUUGGUUUAUCCUGUUGAAGUGUUGGAGCCCCGAGCCUGACUGCAGGCCAACCUUCUCCAUGCUGGUGAAGAAUUUACAGGAGAUUCACUCUAUGUUGGAAGGAGAACACUAUGUUAAUCUACAGGUAACUUACGUUAACCUGGAGCAAGGACGCCCAUACCCCUCUAUUGCUUGGGCAUCUCCAUCACUACCUGAGGGCCACAGCACUGAAACACUGGACCGGUUGGAGAAUAGUGGAGAAACUUAACCUUCAGCCAACAUCACUGAGGGGUUCAUUUAAAGACACUUGUGGAAUGUAUGAAUCAGAAUGUCAUUUGGACAGAGUUUGGGGCACUAAGACAACCGGCAGUUUGGCAGUUUACAGUAUGGAGUUACUAUUCUGCCAAAAGUAUUAAAUACCCACAUUAUAAGACCCAAUCCAUCAUGUUAGGUGAAAUGCCACAGUCCCUUGAGUGGGCAUGGCUAAGGUUCAGAAGACUUGUCACUCCAAAUUCUAUCUGCUCAUUAGACAUUUAUAGUGCCUUGCUCAUAGACAAUCACACCUGUGUAAAACGUGCCAAACGUUAGAAGCAAAGGAUGAAUUUCAGAUGUAAAGGAUUCAGGAAGUUAAAAAAAAAAAAAAAUCCACUGACCAAAAAAAAAAAAAAAAGAA